AUGAGGCGGCAAAAUACGUUUCGCGGACAAAUCAAGUUACUUCUGAUUAUCGUUGGUCUUUUUUCACUACUAGUGACUGCUGGUGACGAACCGAAACAAUGGACACCUGAUGAUCCUUGUCCAACGUCAAUUCACGCCAUUAUACCCAACUACAGAACAAGAUCCGAAUUUGGAACAUUCGAAGGCGUUCAUGAAGCUUUGCAGAUAUGUCCUAAUAUCUCCGAGUUGCAUAUGAACUGCAGAUAUGGUAGCCGCCGGCACCGACUGCCUUUCAAACUCGACGGCAGUGAACGAUAUAUUUCAAGGCCACAGAUUCUGUCCCUCACAGGCUACGAAUUUGAUCAUGAUGAGUGGUCGGACAUAAGGCCCCAAGGAACUCACCCUACUUUCGGCAAUGCUGUAUGGCCUAAUGAUGGUAUAUGGCCGGUGUCUUCGUCGACUAACCCUGUCAUUAUAUGGGUAGUGGAAAUGUUCUAUAAAGCCAGAUGGCAAUGGGAAUGUCUCCAGGGUUUCAUGGCAGACCUGGGCCUCUUGCCAUGGCCGCUCCACAGUGAUAUCUGGAAGUAUGAGGGGUAUUCUAAAGAGUGGUACUCCCAAAGGCAUACGCCAGCUGAGAGACGAUCUAUUGAGAAUAUUCAGCGCUGGCUCGAAGCUAUGGACUUUUCUCAGAUACAUAGCUUGACAAUCUCCGAGUAUCUGAACGUGCCUUUGGGCAAAGGAGUCUACCACGAUCUACCACGAGCACUUACAGGACUAAAGACACUAAAGGUCGAAGGCCAAUGGAUAAACCCCAGAUACGAGACAUUGAGUAACGAUCAACACGAAGAUAGGGAAUAUCCGUCCCCUGAAAAGAACUGGCUAGAACCGUUAUUACCACCAGCACUGGACUUCAUAACAGCAGUACGUUCAGGGUUGGAGAGUCUUACUUGGACCGAGAGUGGCCCUGUCCGAAAUGAAGUUUUCGAGACUGUUUUGAAGUAUCAUGGAUCUUCGCUCAAGUAUCUGGAGUGGACAAAUACAGAGUUGGAAACAUCUUUCUUCUCGGAGGAGCAGAUACGGAGCUUGGGAAAAUGGGCACCGGGACUGACAAACCUGACUAUUAACUUGGGCCGGGUAGAUGACGUGUGGCCAUGGAAACAUCUCAAAGCUGUCGCCGAAAGUCUACCCAAGUUGACCAACCUGACCAUCUACCUCAAUAUGUACGACCAGUCGUCGAACUUUGACCCUAAUGAUGAGGAGUUGAUACCAGCGAAGCCUCCGUUCACGAAGGAGGCUUCACUUGACAUGUUCAACAUUCUUAACCUUUUUAAGACCGGCGACAAGAUUCAAAACGUCGAGUUUAGGCAGGGCGAUUGGCAGGCACCCACUGAUGGUCCAAAGAUAUGGGAAGGGGUUUGGACAAUUCGGGGACCAAGAAUGUGGAAGAAAUGUAGCUUGGACGUGCAGCGAAAAUGGUCGAAGCCAACAUGUGAAGAAGGGCAUGAGGACAAGAUUGAAGUUGAAUGGCGAAAGCCUAAGCGGUCGACCUGA
Molecule: messenger RNA, 1530 nt
Organism: Fusarium pseudograminearum CS3096
Lineage: Eukaryota; Fungi; Ascomycota; Sordariomycetes; Hypocreales; Nectriaceae
Exons: 1
Coding region: 1-1530 (509 amino acids)
Source: RefSeq, a predicted model, not a curated record